AUGGCCUUAGAAAAGCAAAGCCAAUCCGCAAUCCAAAUAAUCCAUUAUAAUGAUGUAUACAACAUUGACGAGUCCCCCCACGAGCCCGUAGGCGGCGCCGCUCGCUUCAUCUCUGCCGUCCGGCACCAGCUCUCCGCGCACCAUACCUCGCUUGUGCUCUUCUCCGGGGAUGCAUUCUCGCCGGCCCCUCUCACUCCGCUGACGGAAGGCGCCGAAAUGCCGCCGAUUCUGAAUGCCACUGAAGUGGACGUCGCGUGCUUGGGGAACCAUGAGCUAGACAGAGGUCUAGACGUCAUGAAGGCGCGCAUAGCGGAGACUAAUUUUCCCUGGCUGUGCUCCAAUGUUAAGGAGGUGGAGACGGGCGUCCCGUUGGGAGGCGUCAGGGAAUGGUGGGUGCUGGACAAGGGGGGCUACCGGUUCGGCUUCAUGGGGCUCGCCGGGUUUGACUGGCUGAGCGCCUUGGAUAAGGUCGACCCGGAGGACGUUUUGUAUGAGGACGUUGUCAAGUGCGCAGAUCGCAUUGCCACGGUGCUCAGGGAGAAGAGGUGUGAUUUUGUCGUUGCUCUCACGCAUAUGAGACAGCCGGAUGAUGAUAGGCUCGCGAUGGAGGCGAGAGAUGUGGAUAUCGUGCUCGGGGGGCAUGACCACGUGCUUUGUACCAAGGUUGUUAACGGGCGCUUUAUCGUCAAGUCCGGGACUGACUUUAAGAAUUUUUCAACCAUCGAGAUUGACGUGAGCUCUGACUGCCGGCUGGUGGCCCGUGAACCGAAACAUGUGGACGUGUCUUCCGAGUAUGCGGAGGAUCCCAUUUUUGCGAAGUUUGUUGCUGAGAAACUCGAGUUGCUCGGUCCAGACUUCAAACACGCGUUAGCAGUGUCAACGGUUGACUUGGAUGGGCGCUUUGUGUCCAUUCGAACGAAAGAAACCGCUUUGGGAAACUCUGUGGCCGAUGCACUGGCAUUUUACAUGGAUACAAAGAUUGCUCUGAUCAAUGCGGGGAGCUUUCGAUCCGAUUGUGUUGAGCCUCCUGGAAAGAUAACACUACAGACAAUCAAUGCCAUUCUUCCGUUUCAAGAUGUAGCAGUCGUCGUUGAGUACACUGGACGAGAACUCUUAGGUAUAUUCGAGAAUUCUGUCAGUCAGUAUCCGCUUCUCGAUGGCAGGUUUCUGCAAGUCAGCGGAGUGUCUUUCCAGUUUGACCCAAGGCUUCCUGCCGGUGAGAGGAUACAUCAAACUGAUGUGGUUUGCAAAGAGGAUGAUGACACUCUCAGAGGGCUAGAUGAGGAUCGCUUGUAUCGAGUUGCCGUCAAGAGCUUUAUUCAUAUGGGGAAAGAUGGCUAUCCGGAAGGAUCGCUAUCAUCGAUCAUCCAACAUUGCGACACACCCAUUGCAACAAUGGUUUCGGAAUAUCUCAAUGAGCUUCACACGAUAUCCCCAAAAUGUGAGCGCAGGGUAGUCUGCGUAUCCCCUGAAAAAGAACUCCUGAAGUCUUACGAUUAUGCGAUUAACUCAGAGCAAGCUAGAGAGACUAUUUGCUGUCUGAAGCUCACCGUGUGGCCAGACAAGGCCUCUUCGGUCUUCAAUCAUGGACAGUGA
Messenger RNA from Chondrus crispus (carragheen), 1596 nucleotides. RefSeq lists its product as hypothetical. The transcript is spliced from 5 exons. Lineage: Eukaryota; Rhodophyta; Florideophyceae; Gigartinales; Gigartinaceae. Gene Ontology annotation, biological process: nucleotide catabolic process. Bases 1 to 1596 code for a protein of 531 amino acids. The record is from RefSeq and is a predicted model, not a curated record. Gene Ontology annotation, molecular function: hydrolase activity.